ACGGCUUUAGGGCUCUAGAUGUUGAGGCGUCUUGCGCCUAGGAGCAUGUUCAAGGGGCGAAUGCCGUCCUCCAGCGCGGCCGAUGCAAGCGAGGUGCUGGGCGAGCAAUCAGGGAGCGUGGCAGUCGGGCUGCUCAACAGGCCCAACAAGCUCAACUCGUUGAAUGAGAACAUGAUCGUCCGCCUUCAAGAGCUCUACCAGAGGUGGGAAACCGACAGCAACGUUGUCGCAGUCAUCCUGAAGGGCAAUGGGAGGGCUUUCUGCGCUGGCGGUGAUGUUGCAAGUGUUUGUGAACUUGGUCGUCAGGGUAACCUACGUCUCCCUCGCUUUCAUGACAAUCUCAUGGUGCUCACUUCUACAGGUCGCCAACACCAGGCCAGUGGAUUCUUUUACAAGGAAUACGUGCUCAACUAUUACCUUGCGACAUUCAAGAAACCGCAUGUGGCCUUUCUCAACGGGGUCGUCAUGGGUGGCGGGAAUGGCGUCUCCGUUCAUGGCAAGUAUCGCGUUGCCACAGAGAAAACUCUGUUUGCUAUGCCGGAGACUGCCCUCGGACUGCAUCCCGACGUUGGAGCAUCGUAUUUUCUGUCUCGUUUGGAUGGGCAUUUGGGGGAGUAUCUGGGGUUGACGGGCGAGCGUCUUGAUGGAGCUGACAUGCUCAACAUUGGGCUCGCAACACAUUAUGUGCCGUCGGAGCGGCUAGCAUCUCUAGAAAGCGAGCUGCGCAGUGUCUCCUCGCCAGAGAGCGUGGAAGAAACACUCGGGAAAUUCUCGGGCAGGCCGCCGGUGCAGGGAAAGAGCUGCUUGCACAGGCUGCAGGUGAUCAAUGCUUGCUUCUCGGGAGACACGGUGGAAGGCAUUCUACAUGCAUUGGAAAGGGAGCGGGGUGACGGCGACGAUGAGUGGCUGGACAAGGCCACGAGCAAGCUCAAGGGAGCAUCUCCGACGAGCCUCAAGAUCACCCUGGCAUCGAUUCGUAGAGGCAGGCAGGAGUCCCUCGCCGAGUGCCUGGCAAGGGAGUACCGCAUGAGCUUCCGUGCGGUGUCGGCAAAGUACUCGGGAGACUUUUACGAGGGGUGCCGGGCGAUCCUGAUAGACAAGGACAACCGGCCGCGGUGGGAUCCCAGCAAGCUCGAGGGCGUGUCGCGCGAGGUGGUGGAGGGCUAUUUUGCGGCGCUGGGCGACGGGGAAGGGGAGGAGCUGCAGCUGCCGGUGGGCGAGCGGGGCACGGGAGCUCGGUCUCGUGCUCGGAUUUGAUGAGAAUGGGACGCCACGUAAGACUCCCCGCAUGUAUAAAAAGGAGGCGUGGGCAUGGCUAUGGGGGUUUGCCCUAUCUUUGUACUUGGGCUCUGCUCAAGUCACCAAAUUCGAUCUUCGCUUCCAGGAGGUA
Selaginella moellendorffii is the source of this 1390-nucleotide messenger RNA. RefSeq names its product 3-hydroxyisobutyryl-CoA hydrolase 1. NCBI's taxonomy places the organism in Eukaryota, Viridiplantae, Streptophyta, Lycopodiopsida, Selaginellales, Selaginellaceae. The transcript is spliced from 13 exons. The record is from RefSeq and is a predicted model, not a curated record. Bases 19 to 1257 code for a protein of 412 amino acids. Gene Ontology annotation, molecular function: 3-hydroxyisobutyryl-CoA hydrolase activity. Gene Ontology annotation, biological process: L-valine catabolic process.